Dicentrarchus labrax (European seabass) is the source of this 5408-nucleotide messenger RNA. RefSeq names its product divergent protein kinase domain 1B (gene dipk1b). The record is from RefSeq and is a predicted model, not a curated record. NCBI's taxonomy places the organism in Eukaryota, Metazoa, Chordata, Actinopteri, Moronidae. The transcript has 6 exons. Gene Ontology annotation, molecular function: calcium ion binding. The coding region runs from base 3463 to 4764 and encodes 433 amino acids.
GGUAUUGUUGAGGAUUUACUCUGUAACUUGACACUUUAGGGUUAAUAUUGCCCCUUGAGACCCAACUCUGACUGCUAUGUCUUUGUUGUGCAAUAAGUGGGCAGACAGUAAGUAACUGGCUCACGAUGGCUCAAUUGCCACUGUGUGGUGGGCUUUGGGUAUGGAACCGGGCCAGAUACUUUUACUCAGUUUAUAACACGACAGAUGUGUUCCCAUGAACUCACAGUCAGUGGUAUUUCGUUUUGUUUAUAGCAAAACAUCAACUCUAUCAGUCCCAGUAGGACGACAGUGUCCCGACAACUGUUUCAGUUAAUCUUGCACAUUGGUCUAUUUCCCUGUCAAUCAAUCUGUCAAUAAUGAGUGAAUCACACUUGCUUGUAACCACUAUUUGCAUGUUGUUACUGUGAAGAUUAAUAACAAUUUUCUCCUUUUUUGUUACUUGGUUAUGAGGCUGUUAUUAACCCAUAGUUUGUGUCAGUGACACCAACUAUGUUCAUUAUGUGUCUGUAAUGAACUAACACAUCUGACACAUUCAAAACUGUAAGAAAGCUCCUUUUUUAUUUUUGUAUUUUUUAUUAUUAUUAUUAUUAUUAUUCUGAAAAUAUAAUGUGCAGUACAUCCAUAUUUGAAGUUAAUAAGAGACUUUAAGAGGCGCAUGAAGUAGGACAAAAAUGCAGUUAAUUGGCUUUAAACAUUUGGCCUUCAUUCUCCAUUCUAACGAAGAUGGACUUGAUGGACCAGGGGAACCUGUGGAGCAGCAACGGAGUUGCUUGGGAAGUGCAGUACCACGGGCUUGGAGCAAGACAUUUGAAGCCAUCUGCAGAUAAGUAUUCCCUGAAGACAUGGUGGUUCUAAAAGUAUUAGGGCAUGUCUCAAGACAACAGUAUAAACCUUAAAUAAAGUCAUAUUUUGUUGACCAAGCUAUAUAUUGUAUUUCAUUCCACUGCACAAACACACUGGGGAAAUUAGACCAAUACCUCAUAGCUGACAUUGCCAUAGCAGUGCCCAGACCGCUCAUUUCAAUCAUCAAAAGAUACAUCAUUAAAAAUACUUCUGUUGCAUAGCUCAGAGGUUUUUUUUUACACUGUUUAUCACCUCAACACAUAUAUUUAUCCCUUGACUAUUUUUGAUAUUCUGAUAUUCAGCUGUGCCUAUAAAUUAAUUCUGCCAUUCAAGUAAGCUGGUAUAUUACUUUACUGCUUGAGCUGAGGUCUAGUGGUAGAUCUAAUUAAUUGUCCUUUAUCUUUGUUUGGAUAAAAUCUAGGCACUGUGGUGGCAAUUUGUGUAAUAAAGCAUACAAAGUAUGAUCUUGUCUUUCUGUAAGGUUUUAUUCAAGUCAUCCAUGAAUGGUCUCAACACAACCGUCACACACUCUCGUAUGUGAAAGUCCGAAAGAGCCCCGAUUGGAAGAAGCAGUAUGGUUUUAUCCCUUUUGGAGCGUCACUCUAACACAGUUACACAUUCCUGAGUUCUGGGACAGUAAACAGACAGAUAGUGUGGUGAGAUGAUCAUGUCCUUGGCUUCUUAGUGAAGUCUCAACAUCCCACUGUUUACUUGGACAUAGAGUGUAGUUAGAAACAGGGCUAAAAGUUCUAUGCAUAUAAUAGCCUCUUUAACAGUAAUGACCAGGUCAAAGGGUUGUAUAGGUUCUUAAAAGUUGCCAUUACAGUACCGAACCUGUACAUACUGUACAUCUUUGCAUACUCAAAACAAAAUGAUUCCCUCAUAAAUGAAUGUAUUUCUAAAUAGAUCCCUAUAAUGCAAGGGGAACCCUUCCAUUUCAGACUAAAUUUAUUUUGUUUUUAUUUUACAAUUAUCGCCUAAUGUGUGUAUGAUGUUUUGAUUAUGCUUAUAUGUAAGGUUUAUUACAGCAUUUGUUAUUUUUUUGCUUUCGCUGAAGUUUUUUGGCUCAGUUAGGUCCUGCUUAUUCUCUGUUUGCUAUCUGUCAUCAUUUCAUGCAACACGCUUCCAUUAUUGUGCUGGUUGUCUUACAGUUUUAUUCUUUUAGUCCUGUUUUCUCCUAGUAACACACCCCUUUUCCAAAAAUAUGAACAAAACAUGGCAAUUGCAUUGUAGUAAAUGCUUUUAAUAAAAAAACAGAAUUAAAUGUGUUUUCAGUCUGAUGGUUUCUUACAAGAACUGCAAAAAGGUAAAGUGGUAAAGAUAAUGGAUGGUGGAUGGUUAUUCUGUGGUAAAUGUGUUAAUAUGUUGAUUUAAAGAGUCUGCAUGUGUCUCAUUGAAGGACACAGAAGAUUGCCUUGAUUGCCAAGAAGAAUUAAACCAAAUGUUAACAAACAAUGACUCUGAUGCACAGGUGUAAAUCAUUUCAGUGAACUCAGUUUCACCAUUCCUAUGUGGACAUCUUUCACGAUUCUUCUUCUAGUGAAAGAUAAAUAGAAAAAGUAAAGUAAAUUAAGUUUUUACUUUUUUUUGUUAACUUUAUUGUUAACUAGUGUUUUUCAUCAAUAUAUUCAGUUUUGGCAGAACCUUUAUGCUACAUUUAGUCAGGAUUCUAUAGAUUUUAACCCAUUAACAAAUUCAAAUUGGACAAUACACAGAUGCUAACCUUUAAUAAAAUUAGAAGUCCUGAUAGAUAGAGAUCGAUAGACAGACAGAUAGAUAGAUAGAAAGAUACUUUAUUUAUCCCGAGGGAAAUUCAAGUAUCCAGUAGCAUACAUACAUUAAACACAUUCAAAUAAAAUUAAAAAUAAAAUUGACUUAUAACACAGUGAUAUAGGGGUUAUAUGAUAGGGUGAGUAGUAAGUUAUUAGUUAUUGUAAAAGUAGGCCUAAAUGGGGUUUUUGAGUGACAUGUUUAUUCUUUCAGCAGUUAUCUAAUAUUAACGGGGUAAAUGUGGAAGGGUGUUUUCUCCUGACAGGAAGAGCAGGCGAGAUUUAUGUCGGCGGUAUUAAAACCCUCUCACAGCUGACGCUCUUCCCCUUUAAAGCAGCGCAGUGGUGAGUCGCUGGGUAACAGAGGCUGUGCGCUCAACGGGAGAUCCGCUGCUUAUUCCUGUGUCACAAGUCUACUUUCAUCUGAUGAAAUGAUCAAGAGAUAGCUUUUACAGUCAUCGGAUUUUCUGUUUGGACAAGCCGAGGAGGAGCUCUUUAAUUCCGGGCUCUAGCGGACAUGUUUUUUCUGGCCCAUAUGGAGCUGAAAAUGUGAAAUUGCUCAAUUUCAAGGACGCGCUCUUGGUCUCUUUUCUCUCUCUCCGGCGAUUGAUUUUUGUUGAAAAAAUUGGAUUGCGAACCUUUCUGCGAAGAUCCCGUGUUGUGUCAGCCCCCCCAACGUUGCCGCAAUAAAAGAGAAAAUGAAGGGAAUGUGAUGGCAAAUGCUGCGUUUAAUAAUAAUCAGACGCGCGUUUUGGUGAUGUGCGACGCAUGGCGUAGGUUUGCUGUAAAGGAUGUGAUCCGACAGGAAUCCGUGGUUUCUCGCUCCGCUGCCUCCUAAACAGAGUCGCUCAUGAUGCCCAGGGCUUUGCGGAGACUGCUUCAUUUGGUGCUGUUCUGCCCUCUGUCCAAAGGUCUGCAGAGUCGUCUCCCAGCCAUUAAGGUGAAGUAUCUUCUUCUGGCAUGGCUGGGCAUCCUCAUCGCCAGCUGGGUCAUCUACAUGCAGUAUGCCUCUUACUCUGAACUCUGCCGCGGGCAUGUCUGCCAUAUGGUCAUUUGCGAUCACUAUAGAAGGGGCAUAAUAUCAGGCUCAUCUUGCAAGGCAUUGUGUGAUCAGAAGACUCUAACACUGCAGCGCUGCAUGUCCACCUCCUCCACACAUCAGGUGUACAGUGGACUGUGGAAGGAGAGACCUGUUGUGAUCAAGUGUGGUGUCGAGGAUCCAGUGAAGAUUGAUGGGGCUCCAGACUCUGUACUGCGACAAGAGAUGAGCUUAUUUGACAAACCCACUCGUGGAACCUCUAUGGAUGAAUUUAAAGAGAUGCUGCACAGUUUCCUCAAGGCUAACCUUGGAGAGCAACCAUCUUUGAACUCGUUGGUGGACCGGGUCAUUGCCCUGGCUGAUGUCAACCAGGAUGGCAAAGUGUCUCUAGCUGAGGCCAAAUCUAUCUGGGCUCUUCUCCAGAUCAAUGAGUUCCUCCUGAUGGUGGCGCUGCAGGAGAAGGAGCACACGCCCAAGCUGCUAGGCUUCUGUGGAGACUUGUAUGUGACAGAACAUGUGGGCCAUAGCUCCCUCUACAGAAUAGAGGUGCCUCAUUACCUGCAGGCUCUGGUCCCAGAUGCCUUAAGCUCCAGCCUGAACCACUGGCUCGCACCAGCCUGGCCACGCAGGGCACGCAUCACCAUCGGCCUGCUGGAGUUUGUGGAAGAGGUUUUCCACGGGUCCUACGGGAGUUUCCUAAUAUGUGAUGCCAGUCCUCGCCAUGUGGGCUACAACGCAAAGUAUGACUGCAAGAUGGCCAAUCUGCGCAGUGUGGCAUCUGAGGCAGUUGUACGGGGAUAUUUGAGGGGGCGGCGAUGUGAGACUAACGCAGACUGUACUUACGGCCGGGACUGCACGGCCACCUGUGAUCGACUAGUGAAGCAGUGUAAUACUGAGGUUGUACAACCCAAUCUCGCAAAGGUGUGUGUGCUGUUGCAGGAUUUUCUGCUUUUUGGCGCACCUUCAGACCUCCGUGGGGAUCUGGAAAAGCAACUACGCACCUGUGUGACACUCAGCGGCCUUGCAAGUCAGAUGGAGGUGCAUCAUUCGCUGGUCCUUAACAACCUGAAGACAUUGCUUUGGAAGAAAAUUUCUAACACUCAGUAUUCUUGAAAACAGGUUGAGAUGAUCCAACCUGUACCUCUACAUCAUGAGUGAAUUAUUACAUGAACACAAGUACAGUAGUUUUUGUUUAUGAAGCUUUGCCAAAUGUUUUAGAAGUUGGUGGUAACUGAUGUAUUUCGACUCCACAUUGACUGUGAAUAACAGGAAACUGUGAAAUAGUAAAUAUAUAAUAUGAAACAGUAGAUGAUGCAGACUCUUGUAAAAUCCCAUCAUGUUUUUGUUUUCCGAUGCAUUAUUUUGAGAAGCACAUUCAUUUGUUUAGACAUAAUAUUCUCAGGGCAAUGCCUAUGACGUUAUUUGUAAUAUGUAAGUAAAUUAAAUACGGUAGUUUAAUAGAAAAUUCUUUUGUUUGUCCCUAGUAAAGACAGAAAGUCUAAUUGUGACACAGUGUAGUUUUUGUACAACUGUAUAUUAGUGGAACAUUGUUCCUGUGUAUAAAUGAAUCUCCAUCUGAAGCAGAGAUAAGAUACAAUUAAUGGAAUGAAUAAUGCGUACUGUAUAUACAGUAGCACUGAAAUGUACCUCCUGGUGUUGAUCUGAUAUUGACUAUGUAUUAAAAUCGACCUGAAAGGACUGGAGUUGUAAAGGACAAUCAGACAUGAUUAAACUUGAAUGAACUUCUAAUCUGUGAA